CAUGAAUGGUACUGGCUUUGUCAUGAUAUAUGACUGGUGUGGUGAAAUUCAUUACCGACGCUAUCUGGUGAGAGAGGAAGGAGGUUGUGGGAUUAAUUAAAGGAAGAAGAAGAAAUCCUUUUAUGUGGGAGUAACAGCAGAAGCAAAACAAAACAUCAUAGACAGACACAACAUUAUCUUUCAACUGUUGCUCUGCCUCUGCACAGAGAAUGGUGUGGGAGGGGAAACAGACAUGAUCUAUCUGUGUUCACAGCACCACUGUUUCCCUGCCUCACACCCUUAUCUAGAAGAACAAGAAUCAGCACAUACACCCGCCACAACGCCAUAGUCAUCAUCACUUAGAAGAACUUCACAAUUUUUAUUUUCUUGGAUAUGGCGAGUCUUGCUCUUGAAACCGAGGAUGUAAUCUCAGAUAUAUACCUUUCACUGGGACUUAAGGAAUCAGACAAAGGAGUAGGAGUUCCUCGAGUUUUAUCUCUUCUCUCUUCACUUCUUGAGAGAUCAGUUCAGAGAAACGAAACGCUAUUGGAGGCAAAGCACGUAAAAGAUGUAGUUACAGUAUUUCACGGUUUAAGAGCUCCUACUCUGAGCGUUCGAAAGUACAUUGAUCGUAUCUUCAAGUACUCAGGUUGCAGCCCAUCAUGCUUUGUCGUGGCACACAUAUAUGUGGACAGAUUCAUUCAACACACAGAAAUCAAAUUGACUUCACUUAAUGUGCACCGGCUUCUGAUAACAAGCAUCAUGCUAGCAGCAAAGUUUAUAGAUGACGCAUUCUACAACAAUGCUUACUAUGCAAAAGUUGGAGGAGUGAGCACGUCUGAAUUAAACAGGUUGGAGAUGAGCUUUCUAUUUGGCAUAGAUUUUAGGCUUCAGUUUAGUGUAGACACGUUUGGAAGAUAUUGUAGGCAAUUGGAGAAAGAAGCUGCAGAAGUAGUCCAAAUUGAAAGGCCAAUGCAGGCUUGUCGAAUUAAAGAAAGUUGGUCAAACAAAGAUGAUCCUACCUGUGCUUCCACAAUUGCAAGAUAAAAAUGUGGCAACACCAUUGUAGCAAUAUAUUGCUGUCCCACAAUUAACCGAGACAAAAUGAAUUUGAAGUAUUUCAAAGUAAAAAAAAAAAAGAGAGAGAGAGAGAAUAGAUUGUUCUAUACUUGCCACUGGAAAUUCAACCAUUUUUUACGGACACUAUUGUGUUUAGUUUUGUUUCCUUUGUAGUUUUUAUUUUUCCGUUUUAUUGUUUUGCCCCCCGUUUGUAAUUGCAUGCUUGGAACCGGAUAGAGAUUGUGUUGAAAUUUUAUCGCUUACAAUUCGUUUGAGUUUCCUCAA
Molecule: messenger RNA, 1323 nt
Organism: Glycine soja
Lineage: Eukaryota; Viridiplantae; Streptophyta; Magnoliopsida; Fabales; Fabaceae
Product: cyclin-P3-1-like
Exons: 3
Coding region: 373-1026 (217 amino acids)
Biological process (GO): regulation of cyclin-dependent protein serine/threonine kinase activity
Molecular function (GO): protein kinase binding
Source: RefSeq, a predicted model, not a curated record